This is a messenger RNA of Rhododendron vialii, 1753 nucleotides long. RefSeq names its product transcription initiation factor TFIID subunit 7-like. The record is from RefSeq and is a predicted model, not a curated record. Lineage: Eukaryota; Viridiplantae; Streptophyta; Magnoliopsida; Ericales; Ericaceae. Gene Ontology annotation, biological process: transcription initiation at RNA polymerase II promoter; RNA polymerase II preinitiation complex assembly. Gene Ontology annotation, cellular component: transcription factor TFIID complex. The coding region runs from base 849 to 1439 and encodes 196 amino acids. Gene Ontology annotation, molecular function: RNA polymerase II general transcription initiation factor activity. The transcript is spliced from 6 exons.
GAAUCUCUACAAAGAUAUCUCGUUCUGCAUAUGUAUGGCCACAUGUAACGAUUCGUCGUUUAAUUCCUGUGGAGGAAGUUAAUUGCCAUCAUCUGUACGCAAUUGCAUGUGUGGAUUUGUUCUUAUGUUGGCGUAACUGUUGUUUCCUGGUCGUAAUCCUAAUUAAUCUGGGUGGAUAAGUUUUGCAUCUUACCUGUUUGUGGAAAUGCUUAAGGAGAGUUCAAUUCGAAAAACUUUGAAGCCCUUGUGUACACAGUUUUUCACACGAAACCUGAACAUUCUAGUGAAAGCUAAGAUCCCACUCAAGUAGAAAUGAACUUUUUUUUUUGAUAACUCAGAGUGCCCAGGCAGCUGAUAUGCACAUCGACUAAUCCCUCGGGCCAAUCACACCAUCUGCUAGCGGGAGCCCAAGGAAAGUCAGGGCAGAGACUCCGUAUAGAAUGGCCCCACGAAAAUUGGUUGCACAGUUUCUAACAUGAGAUCUAAGAGGGAGAAAUAGCCUUUAAGUCCCUGACUUGACCACCAGUAGAAAUCACUAUUUUAUAGGGAUAAGAACCUUUUUAUGGUAUCGAGCGGGUCAAAAUUAAAUUCGCUUGGAACGGAAUGAAUCAGCUCCGAACACGGCGAAAUGGGGUGGGAAUGGCUUCAGUUGGGCUGGGCUGCUAGUACUAUGGUUUACCUACACCCAAAGAACACAGUGAGAACCACCCGGCUGACUGAAGUUGGCCAAAGGACACUUCGCCGAGCGUGUCAGUGAGCAAGGGAAAUGAGUACAAACUUGCAAAGUAACAUUAUUGGUUGACAAAUUUUGGACCACUGAAGGAAUUUUAGCAGUACACUCUACAGGCAUGGAGGAGCAAUUCGUACUCAGAGUUCCACCUUCCGUUGCUGAGCGGAUAGAAAGCCUUCUGAAUGAGAAUGGCUCUUCUGAUGAUGAUAAGUCACUGGAUUUGUCUUUCUCUGAAGAUGGGAGGAAUGGCACAUUUGUCAUAGGCAAUGAUCGAUUCCCUGCAUCUCUCUUGGAUCUUCCUUGCAUUGUGGAGUCAUACAAAACUUAUGAUGAUAGCGUGCUGAUCAAAACUGCAGACAUUGGCCAAAUGAUUAUGGUGAGAGAACAUGGUGAUCCCAGACCAGAUGCAGUGGAGUAUAGACAUGGCCUCACCUCUCCAAUGAGGGAUGCUCGAAGGCGAAGAUUUCGUCGUGAGCCUGAUCUAAAUCCUGAGCUUGUACAGCGUGUUGAGCGAGAUCUGCUGAACAUCAUGGCUGGUGGAACAGCUGAGAAUAUGGAUGUUGAAGUCGAUGGUGAUGAGAAUGCUCGUAGUAAAAGCAAGAAAGCUGCACCUCUUGCUCCUCCACCAAAACCUGAUGUUCCGGCUGCCAGAGCAAAUGCUGUCGAGCCUGACGGAAGUGAUUCUGACGAGUCUGAUGAUUCAGUAUAAGUCUGAUAUUUUCCUUAAGUUCAUGUAAAUCAGGUGAAAGAUGCAAAUCCGUGUUCAAUUAGGGGGCCAUGAUUAGGUGCCAUGGAUGUGAACUGUGUUAAAAUACUUCGGCACCGCUGAAAGCCUAAGGUGGAAAUGUAUAGUACACACUCCCGUCAUUUGGAGGAUUUGUGGUGUUUAAUACGAAUGAUUACGUAGUUACAAAGUCUUGUGCCCUAUGAAAACAUUGAGCCGUAAAAGUUGUGGUUAUGUUUGAAACCUUGUGUAUCUAUUGAUACGAGAUUAUGUUACUUUAAAUGCAAAUGAAUUAAUUG